CAGCGAUGGACGUUUGUGUGGGAAAGGAGAAUAUAGAAUAUAGAAUAUAGAAUAUGGAAUUUUUGGCAGUUGGCAGAGCGCGUUCGUAGGAAAGCAAGGCAAUACAAAACGUUGAUGUUGAGUGUUGAGACGCGCAUUUGGUUUUGGCAAUGCGUUGAAGAAGAAAAAAGGAAUCGAUUAAGAAUGCCCGAGAUGGAUGAGCGCGUGGUGAUGCAGCAACCUCUGUCUGCCAUAGCAGAGGCGUUUGAGGAACUCUCUAAGAGGAACGACGCUCACAGCAUUCGCUUGGACACCUUCUGCGAGGCCGCCUCUCUCGUCUCCGUUCUCUUCCGUUGUCUCGGCCUCGCUUUCAAAUUCGCUGAAUUGGAAUACGUUGCCAAGCUACAUGGACUAUUGGAAGCAUCGAAGACAUGUCCCACUCUACAGGAUAUUCUUAACCUUGAUGUCGCCAGUGACACAGUGAAAACAUCAGGAAGCUCUUCACGUAAUCUGCGUAGAGUUCGGCAGGGUCUUGAUCUCGUCAGAGCUAUAUUCGAACAGCUCUUGUCAACUGAUGAUAAUUCUCUGAAAGAAGUGGCUACAGUAGCUUAUGGGCAGGUUUGUGCACCAUAUCACACAUGGGCAGUAAGAACAGCUGUGUAUGCUGGGAUGUAUACACUUCCAACGAGAGAUCAACUUUUGAUGAAGCUCAAUGAAACAGAGCAAUCAGCCGAGAAGAAGAUGAGAAGGUACAUUGCUGCCUCACUUCCAAUUAUAGAAUACAUCGAUAAACUGUACCUUUCUCGAAAUAUUACGUUGGACUGGUGAAUUUAUACAAAAGAAAAGAAGAAAGUCCAAGAAGAUGAGUGCCCUUUCUGUUUGUUAGGAGGCAGUGCUGUGGCCUCAUUGUCUAUCGGCAACCUUAGUACACAUGCGUCGAGUUUUGUGGUAUAACUUGUAUUAUAUAUAAGAUGUAAUUAUGUUAGUUUCUCAACGGCUCUUGGCCUUUUAGGGAGAUGCACAAAACAAACAAAUAGAUUUGUACUAAAAUGCAUGUGGAAUUUUCAGUUGCAUUGGUUUAUAAUUUUUUAUUUCUGUAUAUACAUACAUAUACGUUAUUUGUUUUGGAGGACAGUAACCGUGAUAUUUGAAUCCUGUGAAAGUACUAGAUGCAAGGCAUUCCGUUCCGUGCAUCGUUAA
This is a messenger RNA of Cajanus cajan (pigeon pea), 1179 nucleotides long. Its product is annotated as Glycolipid transfer protein (GLTP) family protein. Gene Ontology annotation, cellular component: membrane; cytoplasm; cytosol. Gene Ontology annotation, biological process: intermembrane lipid transfer; ceramide transport. NCBI's taxonomy places the organism in Eukaryota, Viridiplantae, Streptophyta, Magnoliopsida, Fabales, Fabaceae. Gene Ontology annotation, molecular function: ceramide 1-phosphate transfer activity; ceramide 1-phosphate binding. The record is from RefSeq and is a predicted model, not a curated record.